This is a messenger RNA of Paracoccidioides lutzii Pb01, 351 nucleotides long. RefSeq lists its product as hypothetical. The record is from RefSeq and is a predicted model, not a curated record. The transcript has a single exon. The coding region runs from base 1 to 351 and encodes 116 amino acids.
AUGUCCUUCCGUAAGCCCUUUGUCGAGCGCACUCUAUACCUUCGGCUUUCUCAUAGCCCACACAAAAAGCUCAUCACCCUCGAUGUACACCUCCUUAACGACUUCAAACCCGCUCUUUCUCAGCACUUUACAACUUGCAUGAUUCGCUGUCUUACAAACGACGUAAACCUUCAUCCCCAUUCCCCGUGCCUGCGCCAUCCUGUCCCUCACGACAACCCGCUACAACACUCCGCCUUGGAAGAUCCCACCACGUCUGCAUCAUCAUCUGCAAUGUUUCCAUCGCAUAUCCCUUCCUCCAAAAUUGGGGGAGAAUCGAAUACCCAAUUUCAAGACUGGGAAGAAGCCUGUUGA